AUGUUCGUGUUCAGCAUUGUUGUAUAUUUUACAAUUAUUAUUAAUGCACUGUUAUGUAUACCAAUCGAGCAAGACUCAAUGCCAUCGAUCGAUGAAUCUAUUGCAUCUGCAUCUGAAACAAAACAAAAGUUGACAUUGGAUGAAUUUUUCGAUUAUACAACUUUCCUGCACAUGUCAUUUUCACCCAAUGGUCAAUAUCUACUUUAUACAACUCAACGUCCAUCGCCUAUUACUGAAUAUCAUGCGUAUGGCCUAUGGUUGUACAACAUUCAGACGAUGGAAACAACCCAUAUCACAAAAUAUCUCGAACCAAAUGUAAAUCCGCAAUGGUCACCGAGCAGUAAUUUUAUAACAUAUGUUUCAUAUGAUAAAUACGUAUCCCACACAGCAAAUAACUUGCCUGGUGCAUUUGGAAGUCGAGCAAACUCAUCCGAUCAAUUCAAACACGGCUUUUCUGUCUAUUCAAUUGAAUUACGUAUUAUUAUAUUCAUUCCACUUGGAUAUUCAAUUCCAACUUCUGUUACAUGGUCUCAAAAUGCUUCAACUAUUUAUGUACUUCAAAAUAUAGAAUUGAAUGGAGCUAAGCUGAAAGGAGAACUGAAACAAUCUGAUAAAGAAUCAAAGCUUUAUAGUGUACGUCUUAGCGGAACAAAUGGUGGUAUAACUUACACAACAAAUCUUCUUCAAACAAUUCCACUUCAUAUUCGCGAGUUAUUGCUUGUACCGUCCGAAAACAAGUUCAUUUUCAUCAGCAAGGAAUUGACUAAUAAAAACGUGGAAACCAAUGAAAUCUAUUCGCUCGAUCUGAAAGAUAAUCCAAUAAUUAGCAGAUUAACACACGAUGAAGACGAUGAUCGAAAGUUGCAAUUGUCUAGCGAUGGUAAAACUGUCUUUUUUACUAUAAAUAUUGAUAUGAACGAUGAUGAUGAUGUUGUUAUUCAAGAGCUAUACGCAUUAGAUGUAAAAAAUGGAACUAUGCGUCGUGUUGGAAAAAAAUCUGAACUGCACAUCAUAGAUUACACUGCAAAAGUAGAUGGUGGCGUGUAUAUCCUUGGUCAAUGGAGAACACAAAUACAAGUCUAUUCAGUACAAUCAAUAGAUGGAGAAUGGGUACGUCAUGACGGAAUUCCCGGAAGUUACACUUCGGUUGCCUCGUCCUCGAAUCCAAACUGUGCCUUAGCUUUUGUUUACUCAUCAUCACAACGACCUAUGGAGAUCUACUGUGCACAAGAUGUUAAAAAUCUAGUGUCGGCAAGACAGAUUACUAACGAAAAUAAAUUAUUUACCGAAAGACAUCUGCCAGAAACCAUCGUAUACAAUUGGACUAGUAAAAAUGAUGGUAAAACAAUAGAAGGAAUAUUGCAUUAUCCACCUGGUCAAUUUCAAUCGAAAAAUUUACCUCUUCUCAUUCUGAUUCACGGUGGUCCCCUAGAUGCAAGCGUAGAUAAGAUCGAACCAUUUCAAUCUCAUUGGGCAUUAUUUGCAGCUACUGAAGGUUGGCUAGUCUUCGAGCCUAACUAUCGUGGAUCAUCAGGAUACGGCUAUGAUUUUACAGGAGGAAUGAUUGGAAGACCUCAUCAUGUAGCAGGAACUGACAUUCUUUCAGGAAUGGAUCAAUUAAUUGCCGAUGGCAUUGUUGAUCCAUCUCGACUUGCUGUUGGUGGUUGCAGUUUUGGUGGUUCGUUGACAAACUGGUUGAUUACACAAAGAAAUGAUUUCAAAGCUGCUCUCUCCUGUUCUGGCAUAGUUGAUCAAGCUACAGAUUGGGGUUAUACGGAUGGUCCUACAUUCUACUCGACUUAUUUCAAUGGAACACCGUGGGAAUUGGCUAGUACAUAUCAGAAUGAAUCACCGCUUUAUCAAUUAAACAAAAUUCGUACACCAACACACAUCAGCACUGGCGCGCUUGACAAACGUGUUCCUGCUUUUCAAAGUUAUAUUCUGGAGCGUGGUCUUCGUACUCUUGGAGUACCUGUUCAAUUAUUAACUUUUCCAAAUGAAGGACAUUCGUACUACAGUGUUGAAAAUAUCAAAAAACAAAUUCGAGACGAACUAAAAUGGUUAAACAAAUUUGUUCUACAACUGGAAGACGAAAUUUAA
This is a messenger RNA of Adineta ricciae, 2100 nucleotides long. Lineage: Eukaryota; Metazoa; Rotifera; Eurotatoria; Adinetida; Adinetidae. The record is from the annotation of a GenBank genome assembly.